GAGCCGGGAGUUUGGCCUGCCACAGUCAAGGUCCAGGCUUUAAUAUUGAUGGUUCGCAAAGACCUUGCUGACACUGGGCAAAUCAGUGGUUUGGUGCAUGUGGUGACGCAAGCUUUGCCCAGUCAGCUGGGGCAAAGCUCCGUGCAGGAGGUCAAGGAGUACGUGAAGACA
This is a messenger RNA of Durusdinium trenchii, 171 nucleotides long. The record is from the annotation of a GenBank genome assembly. NCBI's taxonomy places the organism in Eukaryota, Dinophyceae, Suessiales, Symbiodiniaceae.